Humulus lupulus (European hop) is the source of this 528-nucleotide messenger RNA. Its product is annotated as protein C2-DOMAIN ABA-RELATED 11-like. The transcript is spliced from 4 exons. Lineage: Eukaryota; Viridiplantae; Streptophyta; Magnoliopsida; Rosales; Cannabaceae. The record is from RefSeq and is a predicted model, not a curated record. The coding region runs from base 1 to 402 and encodes 133 amino acids.
AUGGAGGAGCAGUUGGGGCUGCUAAAAGUUGUUGUGCAAGGGAAAAGACUGGUCAUCCAGGAUUUCAAGAGUAGUGAUCCUUACGUUGUAGUCAAAUUAGGCAAUCAGACAGCAAAAACAAAGGUCAUAAAUAGUUGCCUUAAUCCAGUCUGGAAUGAAGAACUGACUUUCUCCCUCAAAGAACCUAAUGGAGUUUUGAAUUUGGAAGUGUUUGAUAAAGACCUCUUGAAGACAGAUGAAAAAAUGGGACAUGCACAACUCAGCCUUCAACCACUUGUCUCUGCUGCUAGACUCAGGCAGAUUCUGCAGAACUUCAAUGGCGAGACGGUGUUAAGGAUGGUUGUCCCAGAUAGUGACAACUGUUUGGUCAGAGAAAGCUCCAUCACUUGUGUCAAUGUUUGAUGUUGCAAAAUUAAGAAAGCUAAGACCAAGUUUCAAGCAGAACGAGGGCUCUGUUACUGCUGGCAAUGCUUCAAUCAUAAGCUUCCCACCUCUCUCUUUCCCCCCGCCGCCAAUGCUGAAAAAAAA